Messenger RNA from Lactuca sativa (garden lettuce), 2125 nucleotides. Its product is annotated as LEAF RUST 10 DISEASE-RESISTANCE LOCUS RECEPTOR-LIKE PROTEIN KINASE-like 1.1. The record is from RefSeq and is a predicted model, not a curated record. Gene Ontology annotation, biological process: protein phosphorylation. NCBI's taxonomy places the organism in Eukaryota, Viridiplantae, Streptophyta, Magnoliopsida, Asterales, Asteraceae. Gene Ontology annotation, molecular function: protein kinase activity; ATP binding.
AUGAUUCUCAUAUUUAUUCUUUCCUCCAUUCUUCUCUCUUGUUUGUCUUUCGUUUACUCUGCUACAGACCACAACACUUCUAUGUCUAUCUGCCCUGAAAGUUUCAGUUGCCCGAAAUUAGCCCCAUUCAAGUACCCAUUUUAUAAUGCCACUGAUGACAAACAAUGCGGGUUGAUCAAGGUCAAUUGUACUUCAAAUGGUGGGAGCAUUCAACUUGGAGAAGACUCAUAUAAGAUUGGUAGCCAGCUUGGGUCUGAACCUUGUGUCCUAGUCCAUAAUAGAAGCUUUGAAAAACUUGUGAAUGAAAAAGAUUGUAAGGCACUUAUGGAUAAUUUCACUUCUCCAAGUCCUCAUUUGUAUUCCAUUUCACUCGUAACCUUCAUCACUCUCUACAAAUGCACAAACAAUUCCAAUAAUAAUGCACAAACCGAGGCUUAUUUUCACCGAUCAAAUUACCAUAGAUACAACGGAUUUGAAGGUUACAAUUUCUACUACAAGUAUUUAAUCAGCAAUACAACAGUUCCAGGUGAUCUGCCGCCUACAUGUCAAGUAAUAUGGCUGCCUGUGAAACUGGGAGAGCCAGGUGACUAUAAAGUACUUAACGAGACCAACAUAUUUUCUCUUCUAACUUCUGAAUUCCCUAUUUGUUUUACUUCAAUCUCCUGCAAUAAAUGUGACAAGGAAGGGGGUAUGUGCCAUGUUGAUGUUAUUAAUAGACCGUUUCUGUGUAAAGACGCCAAAAAGGGAAAACCAUUCAAAAAAUUGAAACUAAUCUUAGUUUUUCCUGGAUCAGCCUUCAUCCUCUUUCUUGUCAUCUUCAUAAUUUGGCAUCGCUACAAGAAGAGCUCUUUUUCUUGUUUCUCAUCAAAGGACAAAUCACCAAUAGUUGAAGAUGGGAGUCUUUUCUAUGGCGUCUCAGUUUUCUCCUACACAGAGCUUGAAGACGCCACCCAAAAUUUCGAACAUUCUAAGGAACUAGGGAAUGGAGGUUUUGGAGCUGUUUACUAUGGUAAACUACAAGAUGGAAGAGAAGUAGCAGUGAAGAGACUUUAUGAGCACAACUACAAACGAGUCCAACAGUUUGUGAAUGAGGUUAGAAUCCUCACUGGUUUACGCCACCCCAACCUUGUGGUGCUCUAUGGUUGCACCUCUCGACAAAGCCAUGAACUUCUCCUUGUGUACGAGUACAUCUCCAAUGGAACUGUUUCUGAUCACCUCCAUGGGAAACAAGCAAAUCAAAGAUUGCUGACAUGGCCGUUAAGAAUGAACAUCGCCAUUGAAGCUGCGAGAGCAUUAGUGUACCUUCAUGCCUCUGAAAUCAUACACCGAGAUGUCAAGACGAGUAACAUUCUCCUUGAUCAGAAUUUCAGUGCCAAGGUAGCAGAUUUUGGACUCUCGAGGCUGUUACCAAAUGAUGUCACGCAUGUGUCUACAGCUCCUCAGGGAACACCAGGAUAUUUGGAUCCCCAAUAUCACAAUCGUUACCAAUUAACAGAUAAGAGUGAUGUUUACAGCUUUGGAGUGGUCUUGAUUGAACUAAUAUCAUCGAUGAGGGCUGUCGACUUAAAUAGGUCUGAUGACGAGAUUAGUUUGGCUAAUCUGGCUUUGAACAAGAUCCAAAGAUGUGCGUUAGAUCAAUUGAUCGAUCCUGAUCUAGGAUCCGAUUCAGAUGCUGAAACCAUGAGGAUGAUAACAUCAGUGGCAGAGUUGGCUUUUCAGUGUUUACAAUAUUAUUCAGAAAUGAGGCCUACGAUGAAUGAGGUGCUUGAUUUGUUGGAGGAUAUUCAAUCCCCAGGGAGAAUUGAUGCUGAUGAAAGUAUCACAGAUAUGGAAAAAAUAAAACCACCACCUCCUUCGGAAGCCAGUGAUAAGACGGUUUUGUUGAAAGAUUUCCUGCGUUCGCCAGUCUCCAUCACUAGUGAAUGACAUAGCUCUAGCACUGCAUCAACUACACUCCCUGUCAGAUAGAUGGCAUCACAACAUACGAUCACUGUGCAUAUUCAUUAACUCCGUGUGGUUUUUGUUCAAUUUUUCCAAUCGUUUCUAUGCCCUAAAUAUUUGUGUUAUUGUGAGCUCAUGAAAAGGAAUGUAAUUAACAUUAAGUUCCUAUUUCUUUUCGAUUUAA